Molecule: messenger RNA, 2183 nt
Organism: Portunus trituberculatus (swimming crab)
Lineage: Eukaryota; Metazoa; Arthropoda; Malacostraca; Decapoda; Portunidae
Exons: 3
Coding region: 74-1459 (461 amino acids)
Source: RefSeq, a predicted model, not a curated record
AAGUACACGUACAGGUUUUGGCCACCGGCUCAGUGUGUGAUUGUGAUUGUUUCUUCACCAGAGUCACAACAUCAUGGCGGAGAAUGAGGUGACCUGGCUGCGUCCCGCCACAGACAUCGAGACGCUCUUCACUCAGAUUCAGGAGACAGCGGGGCUCUUGGUGUCCACGUAUGGCCUUACGAUCCGCACGGCACAACCUUUGAAGGACGAGCAGGUGCAGGAAGCUCUCGUGCAUCUAUUCAGAAAGGUGCCCACGCUGAGGCUGUGCUUCCGGCGCAAAGAGGACGUCUUCUGGACUUGUGAAAUGAAACGAGAACAUAUCGACUUUAAGGCUGUGGACAGGAGUGACCAGCUGAAGUUACAGGAAGAAUUAAUGAACCACCAGUUUAACAACAGCGAGGGGCCGUUGUGGUGCGCUAGGCUUCUUGAGCACAACUCGUGUGGCGGCACCACCAGUCCGGGAUUGGAGGCUUCCUUUCCCUACAGCCGCAGUCUCGUGCUGGCCAACCAUCACGGCAUCGCUGACGGCACAACCAACUGUCGAACCGUGAAUUGUUUCCUCCGAAUCCUGGACGACGUCAUCGCUGGCAAUCCCAUUGACGACAGUGAACAGUUGGGCGAGUUGGCCAGCGGCGAGGAGACGGCAGCCUUAGAUGCGGCCACAGAAGAGGAAGUUAAGAAAAAUGCAUACGAUCUGGAGCAAGCCCUUGAAGAGUAUAAAAAGCAACACGAAAAAGAGAAACUCAUUGUCCGAGCUUUUCUUAACCAGGAUGACCCCAACUAUAUCACCAAAAUCAUCUCAGAGACUCUGGACGAGGAAACAACCAGUCGCUUCUUCCGGCGAUGCAAGCAGGAGGGAGUCACGGUGAACAGCGGCUUUACGGCGUUGACCAAUUGUUCAAUGGUGGACUUAGUAAGGGAGACGGGAAUGAAGCAAGACAACUACCCGCUUCAAGUGGCUCACGCCGUCAACAUGCGGCGCUACUGGCAAGGAGACGUGUCCCGGACUCUGGGGUGCCACAUAGAAACCAUUUCCUUGCAUGAAACCCUCACUCACCAGUGGAGAGACAACUUUUGGCAGUACACGCGGGACCUCCACACCAAGGUCCAUGACAGUCUGAAGGACAAGGGACCUUUGAAGUAUUGGAUAUACUAUUUCAUGGUUAAGGGAGAAGACGCGGUCGAGAAUAUGUUAAAGGGAAGGCCGGAGGUGGACAGUGACUACUGUUUAGCCAACAUUGGGAACCUGGAUCACCUCAUUCCUACAGAUGGUGACCACGCCCGCCUCGCUCACCUGGUGCGCACCACACAGUGCUGGAGCGAGCGAAUCUGUCACAUGUUGCAUUCGCUGCGCGGCCGCCUCAUGUAUAACCUUUGUUACACCAGUGAUUCCUUAACCGAACAACAGGCACGCAGGUUUACGGAUCUCAUCUUCCAGAACCUCAAGGACAUGAUAUGAAAAAUAGCCUGGAGGUCUGGAGGCCUGUCCCAAGAAUGAGAUCACAUAAUAUAGUAAAUGGGAUAAACAAGCAUCAGUAGACCAUUAGGCCUUAGAAUGUCUCUUUGGGAGCCAAUCCCAGUCGAUUACUGAGUUUAUUGAAUUAAUUAAUUGAUUAUUGAAUUUAGUAAGAUCAACUAUUAGGUAAAUGAAGGAGGAGGAGAAGGAGGAGGAGGAGGAGGAGGAGGUAACAAGUUAGGAUACAGAGCGACAAGGAACACAAUCCCUGAAGUAUUGCAAUCCACAGCCAAAUUUUCGACAAGUUUGAAGCUCCAACCGUGGAUGAUCUAUGAGAAGAUUAGCAUUAACUUGUAUAUGAAUAGAAAAGCUUGAUGCUAUUCUGUCUUAUAUUUCAUGGAAUAUUGUUUUCCUGAUCGGAGUGCAUGUGGAGGCACUGCGGUCUUAAUUAAGCGGGUCAUCCGUGAGCGUCCUUCGACAAUAAAUCUCCAUGUCAUGCUUAACACCGCCGCUCAGAUUAACUUUCUGAGCGAAUCUCACACACCACUUACAGGCGUGAACUCAGGAGGGGAGGCAGAGACGGGAUUUCUAUUCUUGACACAGUUAUUGUAGCCGACAACGGUGUUGGUAUUGUUAUUAUCAAGGAGUAACAAAAUCUUCUCCAUAGCGUGUGUGUAACACGUCAUGUAACUGCUGAUUGAAAUAAUUAAAUUACUCACAACCAUGA